AUGAUGAGAUCAAUUUUAUUAAAACAAUUUGGUGGAAUAGAAAAUUUAAUAGUUGGACAGGUCGCAAAACCAAUACCAAAAAACAAUGAAAUUUUAGUACAAGUUAAAUCAUUUGCAUUAAAUAGGGCCGAUAUUCUUCAAAGAUUGGGACGUUAUCCUCCACCACCAGGAGACUCUGAAAUUUUGGGUUUAGAAAUGUCAGGUAUUGUAGUUGAAGCUGAUAAAAAUGGCCAUUAUAAGAAAGGUGAUCCAGUAUUUGGUAUUGUAGGAGGAGGUGCCUAUGGUGAAUAUUGUACCAUUGCAGCAAAUCAAGCAUUUCCAAAACCAGAGCAUUUAACAUUCGAACAGGCAUCUGCAAUUCCUGAAGCAUGGUUAACAGCCUAUCAAGCAUUACAUCCAUUAUCAAACUAUCAACGUGGCCAAUCUGCCAUGAUUCAUGCUGCUGCAGGUGGUGUCGGUACUGCUUUGGUCCAAUUAUGUAGAGCUGCCGGUGCUCCUUUAAUCUUUGGUACUGUUGGUAGUGACGAAAAAGCAGAUUUCAUUAAAAAACUUGGUUGUACUCAUCCAAUCAAUUAUAAAACUCAAGAAAACUUUUUAGAGGUUGUUCAACAAGUUACAAAUAAAAAAGGUGUAAAUAGAAUAUUCGAUUAUGUUGGUGCAAAAUAUUGGAAUCAAAAUUUAAAAUCAAUGUCAUUAGAUGGUGUUAUGAUUAUUCAAGGUAUUUUAUCAGGCUCACACAUCAAAGAAACUGCUGAUAUUACACCAAUCUUAAGUAAAAGACUUACCAUUAUAGGCUCAACAUUAAGAAAUAGAAGCAACGAUUACAAAGCUGAUUUAGUAUCUGGAUUUACCAAAGACUAUCUUCAUCUUUUUGAAACUGGCGAAUUAAAACCAGUUAUCGAUAGAGUAUUCUCAUAUAAUGAAAUUCAAGAUGCCCACAAGUAUCUCGAAACAAACCAAGCAAAAGGCAAAGUUGUUGUAAAUAGUUUCAAUCAUUAA
This is a messenger RNA of Dictyostelium purpureum, 999 nucleotides long. RefSeq lists its product as uncharacterized. The transcript is spliced from 2 exons. The record is from RefSeq and is a predicted model, not a curated record. NCBI's taxonomy places the organism in Eukaryota, Evosea, Eumycetozoa, Dictyosteliales, Dictyosteliaceae. Gene Ontology annotation, molecular function: oxidoreductase activity. The coding region runs from base 1 to 999 and encodes 332 amino acids.